Messenger RNA from Vitis riparia (riverbank grape), 1786 nucleotides. RefSeq lists its product as uncharacterized. NCBI's taxonomy places the organism in Eukaryota, Viridiplantae, Streptophyta, Magnoliopsida, Vitales, Vitaceae. The record is from RefSeq and is a predicted model, not a curated record. The transcript has 3 exons. The coding region runs from base 166 to 1362 and encodes 398 amino acids.
GGCCUUCCCAUUCGCAAUUCGCUCCAAACUCGUUUCAAUUCGCAACAACUUUUUUUGGAUCAAUCAAACCAUUUUUGGAACUCUGAUCAAAUCUCUGUCAGGCCCCAUCUCCUAUUCUCUGCGAUUCCUGGCCUUUUUGGUGUUGGCUGGCUUUGGGUUCUGAGAAUGGGUGGUCGGAGACGACAAGGUGAUUACCAUCAUCAAGAAUCUCAGAAGACGAGAUCACUCAACAGGAAACCUCCGCUGGGCAAUUGGCAGCCCACUGUACCUUCAUGGGAGAAGAAAUUCUGCAGUUCCGUUGGAUCAUUUUCUUGGCAAAGGCUCUUGGAAAACAAGAGAUUCAUAUACCUCUAUGAUAAUGUGCUGCAGUGGAAUGACUCUGCAGGUGAAGAGGCAUUCCACAAUGCAAAAAACCGAUUUUGGGCACAGAUUAAUGGUCUCCCCUGUGACAUAUCAUUGCCUGAUCCGGAUAUUUAUAUUGAUGAAAUUGAUUGGAACUGUAGCAUUGAUCCUGAGAUGAUAUUGGACUUGGAGCGGGAACCUGUGGAUCCUGAUGAUUGUGUUAAAAGUGAAAAGGUUUCAAGUCUUGGUAAUUCUCUCCUCCUACUAAAUCAAUCAUUUUCAUGCACUGGAUGGGGGGAUGCUGAAGAGGAUAUUGGGAAAGCAGCUGAUAUUCCUUCAGGUCCUGGAUUAUGGCAUCAUGAUCAAAAUGUGGAUAAUCCUUGGGAACUUAGUUGUACUCAGAAUAAGGGAGCUGUAAAAGCAACAGGCUGGGGAGAUUCUGAGGAGGAGCCUGUGGAAGCAACGGGAUGGGGAGAUUGUGGGGAGCCUGUGGAAGCAACGGGAUGGGGAAAUACUAAUGAGCCUGUGAAAGCAACAGGAUGGGGAAAUUCUAAUGAGCCUGUGAAAGCAACAGGAUGGGGAGACAGGGACCACCAGCCUGUGGAAGCAACAGGAUGGGGGGACUAUUAUGGGGCCAUGGAAGUACCUAUAUGGAAAGAUGGAUGGAAUAAUUCAUCAGGUUGGAACCAGUAUGAGAAUAAGUAUAACGAUUUGGAGAAUCUGAAAGAUAGAAGAGCUGGUGGAGUUUGGGGAACAGGGAACGGGAAUAGCAGGGGGGAGGAGGUAGGUUAUAUGUCAAGGUAUCGAUCCUCAAGGUUUCAUGAUAAUGAGUAUCAGGCAGAUCAUGGAUGGAGGAGUGGAGGGAGGAAGAGAGCAAAUUUUUUGUAUGAUGAAGGGCCAUUUUUGGAUAAGAAGGCUGCUUCGCAGCCAAGGAACACCAUACAUCAUUGCGGUCCAGUGAGUCACCAUGGAUCAGGCAAAGCAGGAAAUUCUUGGAGCUGGAAGAAGCCUGUUUCAUAGAAGACUUGUGACUUCGAACUAAAUAAAGAAGUGCUCUAUAUUUCAUUUAAUUUUUUUGUUUUUUGCUUAUGUGUCAGAGAGUGCACAGUACAUAACACCGACUCAGCCAACAUAGUGAGUCAUGUCCAACUCGGGCAACACAGUGAUGAUUGUUCAUUUGGUGUUGCAUUUUUGUAGCUGCUUCAGAAGAUAUUCUGUAAAGUGAUUUGGAACUUUGUGUUCCCCAAUUGGGAUUUGGGAAUAGGGCGCCUUGUUAGUACACGGUGUCUUUGGUGGCCAUCCUUGCUAGUUGUAUAUGUUUAUAAAGGAAUGUCAAUGAUGAGUCAGCAAUCUUCUUGUUGGCUUUGAGUGAGAGUCUUCUUGUAUUCUGAUAAACCAGAGAUUGCCCAAUAAUGCAUUAAUAUGUUAAUUCUUUUCUAUUUUA